ACAGUGAUCGGUAUGUACAGGAGAGGAGUGUGGAGGUAUGACAGUGAUCGGUAUGUACAGGAGAGGAGUGUGGAGGUAUGACAGUGAUCAGUAUGUACAGGAGAGGAGUGUGGGGGGUAUGACAGUGAUCGGUAUGUACAGGAGAGGAGUGUGGAGGUAUGACAGUGAUCGGUAUGUACAGGAGAAGAGUGUGGGGGUAUGACAGUGAUCGGUAUGUACAGGAGAGGAGUGUGGGGGGGUAUGACAGUGAUCGGUAUGUACAGGAGAGGAGUGUACGGAGGUAUGACAGUGAUCGGUAUGUACAGGAGAGGAGUGUGGAGGUAUGACAGUGAUCGGUAUGUACAGGAGAGGAGUGUGGGGGGUGUGACAGUGAUCGGUAUGUACAGGAGAGGAGUG
Molecule: messenger RNA, 396 nt
Organism: Staurois parvus
Lineage: Eukaryota; Metazoa; Chordata; Amphibia; Anura; Ranidae
Source: the annotation of a GenBank genome assembly